AUGGUAGUACGCGGGCCGUACAUAAACCCAUCUUACCUCGCACGCUUCGAGAAGGCUAAUGCCAAGGCGUCCUUGUCCCUCAAUCAAUUUCCCAGCGCGGAGAGCUUCCAGAAGCCCGUCUCGGCCGUUGAAAACAUCGAAAAUGCAGAGCAUUUCAGAGAGAGAAUCACAAGCGGCGGUUUGACAGUUUGCUUCUUUACGGAUUCGAUGUUCAAUCCGUGCAGAUAUUACGAGAGCAUCUUCAAAUCCGUCGCGCUUGAAUUUCGCGGUCACGCGCGCUUCAUCAGAGUCGACACAGACGAUUACGCGCUGAGAAAAGUUGCGUUGAACGAAGAAGUCCGAACUUAUCCAACUGUUUCUUUUUACCAAAGCGGACUAGAACUUGUUUCAAUCAUCGGAACAAACGAGACAAGACUCCGACAUUUCGUUCAACAGUACAAACCCACGGUCAACGGAGGCGAAAUCGCCACGAAAAAGAUCCGAAGAAUAAAAACCGAAGACGAGUUUACCGAAAUGGUCCAAAUGGGUCGACUUUCCGUGGCAGUUUUUUUCUCAAAACAGUGUCUGUUCUGUUACAGGUCCAAAAAGAUUAACGGCGUCAUUAGCGCUUUAUGA
Messenger RNA from Oikopleura dioica, 615 nucleotides. NCBI's taxonomy places the organism in Eukaryota, Metazoa, Chordata, Appendicularia, Copelata, Oikopleuridae. The record is from the annotation of a GenBank genome assembly.